Messenger RNA from Aureobasidium subglaciale EXF-2481, 879 nucleotides. RefSeq lists its product as uncharacterized. Gene Ontology annotation, cellular component: mitochondrion. The coding region runs from base 1 to 879 and encodes 292 amino acids. The record is from RefSeq and is a predicted model, not a curated record. Gene Ontology annotation, molecular function: protein-containing complex binding. Lineage: Eukaryota; Fungi; Ascomycota; Dothideomycetes; Dothideales; Saccotheciaceae. The transcript has 2 exons.
AUGUCCACAAAAGCUGCCACCAAGAAAAUUGUCGUUGCUGGAGGCAAUGGCUUCCUCGGAAGUCGCAUUUGCAAAGCAGCAGCAGCACGAGGCUGGCAAGUCACGUCCAUCUCCCGCUCCGGCGAGCCUACCUGGUCUGCCGUGACCUCAUCCCCCGUCGCACCCACCUGGUCAUCCGAUGUAAACUGGGUCAGCGCAAACAUCCUCCAACCCUCGACCUACAAGCAACACCUCGAAAAUGCAGACAGCGUGGUACACAGCAUGGGUAUCUUGCUAGAAGCAGAUUACAAGGGCGUCUUGACCGGCAAAGAGCCCAUCAUUGGUGGUUUACAAAAGGCCUUUGCGAGCACAAAGCAGGGCACCCAGAACCCGUUGGAGAGGAAAGAGAGCGCUGAUGUCGAGCCCCAGCAUGAGGACGGUCAAAUCACAUACGAGGUCAUGAACAGAGACUCCGCCAUCUUGCUGGCCAAGGAGGCGGCCGCUGCUGGUGCUUCGUCCAUGGCCUACAUUUCUGCUGCUGGUGGUGCUCCCAUCUUGCCUGGAAGAUACAUCAAGACGAAGCGCGAAGCCGAGGAGUCGAUCACGACAAAUUUCCCGUCUCUGAGAAGCGUCUUUAUUCGUCCUGGUUUCCUGUACGACUCUUCAAGGACUUUCACCAUCCCCAUGGCUGGUUUGACCUUUAUGGGAGCCAUGGCCAACUCGCUGGUCGGUGGUCGCUUGAAUUGGCUGAUGGGUGCUGGGGGUGUUGAGCCCUUGAAGGCGGAUCUGGUCGCCGAGGCUGUCGUCGAGGCUCUGGCUGACGAGCAGUUGAAGGGUCCUGUCGAGAUCAAGACCAUCAAGGAGCUCGCUACUCGCGCAUGGAGAAGAGGCAUGCUUUAG